AUGGCAUCAGCUUUAAGAUCAAAGUUGUCCUCCUUAAGAGAGUACCUUACACCAAUCAAUCAUAGUUCCAAUUUCGCCACAACAGGAGAGAUUUCCCCUGAGGAGUUUGUUGCCGCUGGAGAUUAUCUUGUUUCCAAGUUUCCUACAUGGCAAUGGGGCAAAGCGCCCAGGGCGUUGGCAAAGUCGUUCUUGCCAGAGGACAAGCAGUUUUUGGUGACCAGGAAAGUACCGCUGUAUCAACGAGCCAAUGAUUAUCUUGGGGUUUCGCUGAACACAAAAGGAGAAGGCGAACUUGACGGUGAUGAAGAUGAGUUGGAUGAGGAUGGAUGGAUUAAGAAUAUUGCCAGUGUUAAGCUUGAUGAUUCCGAAAGACUUGAUAAGAAGAGUUCUACGUCUACUGAUAUUGAAGAGAUUUAUGAGGAUAUAGAUGACUUUGCUGAUGACACAGCAGAAGGAGAUGUUAAUGAUAAUGAUAAUGAUAAUGAAGAGGAUGAAGAAGAUUUAGAGGUUAUUGACACCAAUUCUACCAUAAAGCUUCGGAAAUACGAUCUAUAUAUCACGUAUUCUACAUCUUAUCGAGUUCCCAAACUUUAUUUGGUUGGUUUCAAUGCCAAUGGGAUCCCCUUAUUACCCCAACAAAUGUUUGAAGACAUCAAUAACGACUACAAGGACAAAACGGCCACCAUUGAAAACCUACCUGUUUCUCACAACACCACUUCAGUAUCAAUUCAUCCUUGCAAGCAUGCAUCGGUAAUGAAAGUACUUAUGAAGCAUUCAGUUAAGAAAGCACCACCGCCACCACUCAAACAAGAUGACGACGAAGACGAUAAAGACGAUAAGAGCCAAGAUUUUGGUGUUCGUGUUGAUCAAUAUCUCAUUAUAUUCCUCAAGUUCAUUGCCAGUGUCACUCCUGGUAUUGAGUACGACUACACUAUGGAUGCACUUUGA
Messenger RNA from Lizanozyma spartinae, 948 nucleotides. RefSeq lists its product as uncharacterized. Gene Ontology annotation, cellular component: cytosol; cytoplasmic ubiquitin ligase complex. The coding region runs from base 1 to 948 and encodes 315 amino acids. The transcript has a single exon. Gene Ontology annotation, molecular function: Atg8-family ligase activity. Gene Ontology annotation, biological process: nucleophagy; autophagy of mitochondrion; autophagosome assembly. Lineage: Eukaryota; Fungi; Ascomycota; Pichiomycetes; Serinales; Debaryomycetaceae. The record is from RefSeq and is a predicted model, not a curated record.